Molecule: messenger RNA, 6211 nt
Organism: Pectinophora gossypiella (pink bollworm)
Lineage: Eukaryota; Metazoa; Arthropoda; Insecta; Lepidoptera; Gelechiidae
Exons: 25
Coding region: 38-6211 (2057 amino acids)
Molecular function (GO): oxidoreductase activity; FAD binding; 2 iron, 2 sulfur cluster binding
Source: RefSeq, a predicted model, not a curated record
CCUGCGCAACUCCCUGAACCUGCGCGGGACCAAGUUCAUGUGCAAGGAAGGAGGCUGCGGCGCAUGCAUUGUCUCAGUCACCACCACGGACAAGCAUGGACAUCCGAUAACGUACUCUGUCAACUCCUGUUUAGUGUCUGUGACAUCAUGUCACAAUUGGAAGGUGACGACCAUCGAAGGCAUAGGAGAUCGUCGUAAAGGCUACCAUCCCUUACAGAAAACCCUGGCUGAGUAUAAUGGAACGCAAUGUGGACACUGCAGCCCCGGAUGGAUUAUGAAUAUGUUUGGAUUACUCGAAUCCAAACACUACGAUCUUACGCAAUACGAGAUUGAAAAUUCGUUCGGUAGCAACACCUGCCGAUGCACUGGCUUCAGACCGAUCCUUGAUGCUUUCAAAAGUUUUGCUAAAGACGCCCCAAAGCCGAACGCCUAUAUAGACGACAUAGAAGAUUUAACACCCUGUAAAAACAAGAACCAGUGCAACAAAACAUGCGACAAGGAAUGGUGCUUCAUAGACAAAAGUGACGUGGAUAACGUCUUGAAAAUUAAACUUAAAGAUGACCACAUUUGGUACAGAGUUACGGAAAUACAUCAUAUUUUUAACAUACUAGAGGAGGAAGGAACAGAUUCCUACAUGUUAGUCAACGGUAAUACGGGAAGAGGAGCCGUACCAAUAUUUUCUUUUCCAAGAGUUCUGAUAGACGUAAAACCGGUAGAAGAACUGACAGAACACUUUAUAGACCAAAACUUAGUUGUGGGAGCCGGUAUGACUUUAACAGACCUUAUGGAGUUGUUCAAGAAAGUAUCAAAGGAACAUGAAGAAUUUGCUUACCUGGAGAAGUUAUAUGAACAUUUGGAUUUGGUUGCUCAUAUACCAGUUAGAAACGUAAUGGGUUCGGAGGUGGACGCCGACGUGUCACUGAACGACUACCUGCGCAACUUCCUGAACCUGCGCGGGACCAAGUUCAUGUGCAAGGAAGGAGGCUGCGGCGCAUGCAUUGUCUCCGUCACCGCAGACAGCAACGGACACAAAAGAACCUUUUCUGUUAAUUCCUGCUUGGUGUCUGUCACAUCAUGUCAUCAUUGGGAGGUGACCACCAUCGAGGGGAUAGGUGACCGUCGGAAGGGAUACCAUCCUAUACAGAAGACCCUUGCCGAGUAUGAUGGUACGCAAUGUGGAUACUGCAGCCCUGGUUGGGUAAUGAGCAUGUACAGCCUACUUGAAUCUAAUGGCUACGACCUAACACAGUACCAAGUUGAGAACUCUUUCGGUAGCAACACCUGCAGAUGUACAGGAUUUAGACCCAUACUCGAUGCCUUCAAAAGUUUUGCCAAAGACGCUCCGAAGCCUAACCCCUACCUCGCUGAUAUAGAAGAUUUGGCACACUGCAAAAAUAAAGGGAAAUGUAACGAACAAUGUGAAAAAGAUUGGUGUUUUGUGCAAAAAAGUGAAGUGGAUAACAAUAUUCUGAAGAUCGUUUUGAAAGACAACCGUGUUUGGUACAGAGUAACGCAAUUAAAUGAUAUAUUUACUAUACUUGAUAAAGAAGGAACUGAGUCUUACAUGCUGGUAAACGGCAAUACAGGCAAAGGCGCUAUUCCCAUUCUUGCCAUACCAAGAGUUCUGAUAGACGUGAGUCCAGUCGAAGAGCUUAAAGGACACUAUGUAGACCAAAAUCUAGUCGUAGGUGCUGGAACAACUUUGACAGAUCUUAUGGAGUUGUUUAAGACAAUAUCAUGGGAACGUGAAGAAUUUUCCUACUUGCAAAAAUUAUAUGAACAUUUAGAUUUGGUUGCCCACAUUCCUGUUCGCAACGUAUUGGGGUCGGAGGUGGACGCUGACGUGUCACUGAACGACUACCUGCGCAACUUCCUAAACCUGCGCGGGACCAAGUUCAUGUGCAAGGAAGGAGGCUGCGGCGCCUGUAUUGUCUCCGUUACUACCACGGACAGCAACGGACACAAAAUAACCUUCUCUGUUAAUUCCUGCUUGGUGUCUGUCACAUCAUGUCAUUAUUGGGAGGUGACCACCAUCGAGGGGAUAGGUGACCGUCGGAAGGGAUACCAUCCCAUACAGAAGACCCUUGCCGAGUAUGAUGGUACGCAAUGUGGAUACUGCAGCCCUGGUUGGGUAAUGAGCAUGUACAGCCUACUUGAAUCUAAUGGCUACGACCUAACACAGUACCAAGUUGAGAACUCUUUCGGUAGCAACACCUGCAGAUGUACAGGAUUUAGACCCAUACUCGAUGCCUUCAAAAGUUUCGCCAAAGACGCUCCGAAGCCUAACCCCCACCUCGCUGAUAUAGAAGAUUUGGCACACUGCAAAAAUAAAGGAAAAUGUAACAAAAAAUGUGAAAAAGAUUGGUGUUUUGUGCAAAAAAGUGAUGUGGAUAACAAUAUUCUGAAGAUCGUUUUGAAAGACAACCGUGUUUGGUACAGAGUAACGCAAUUAAAUGAUAUAUUUACGAUACUUGCUAAAGAAGGAACUGAGUCUUACAUGCUGGUAAACGGCAAUACAGGCAAAGGAGCUAUUCCCAUUCUUGCCAUACCAAGAGUUCUGAUAGACGUGAGUCCAGUCGAAGAGCUUAAAGGACACUAUGUAGACCAGAAUUUAGUCGUAGGUGCUGGAACAACUUUAACAGAUCUUAUGGAGUUGUUUAAGACAAUAUCAUGGGAACGUGAAGAAUUUUCCUACUUGCAAAAAUUAUAUGAACAUUUAGAUUUGGUUGCCCACAUUCCUGUUCGCAACGUAUUGGGGUCGGAGGUGGACGCUGACGUGUCACUGAACGACUACCUGCGCAAUUUCCUUAACCUGCGCGGGACCAAGUACAUGUGCAAGGAAGGAGGCUGUGGCGCAUGUAUUGUCUCCGUCACUACUACGGACAGUAACGGACACGAAAGAACCUUCUCUGUUAAUUCCUGCUUGGUGUCUGUCACAUCAUGUCAUCAUUGGGAAGUAACCACCAUCGAGGGGAUAGGUGACCGUCGGAAGGGAUACCAUCCCAUACAGAAGACCCUUGCCGAGUAUGAUGGUACGCAAUGUGGAUACUGCAGCCCUGGUUGGGUUAUGAGCAUGUACAGCCUGCUUGAAUCAAAUAACUACGAUGUGACUCAAUCCAAAAUCGAGAAUUCUUUUGGGAGUAACACCUGCAGAUGUACAGGAUAUAGACCUAUACUCGAUGCCUUUAAAAGCUUUGCCAAAGAUGCUCCAAAACCAAACCCUCCCGUUGCUGAUAUUGAAGACUUGACUUUGUGCAAAAAUAAAGGAGAUUGUAAUAAAAAAUGUGAAAAAGAUUGGUGUUUUGUGCAAAAAAGUGAUGUAGAUGACAAAAUUCUGAAGAUUGUUUUGAACGAUUACCGUGUUUGGUAUAGAGUCAAACAAUUGAGUGAUAUUUUUACUAUAUUUAAAAAUGAAGGUACUGAAUCUUACAUGUUGGUUAACGGCAAUACAGGAAAAGGGGCUAUUCCCAUUCUUGCCAUACCAAGAGUUCUGAUAGACGUGAGUCCAGUCGAAGAGCUUAAAGGACACUAUGUAGACCAAAAUCUAGUCGUAGGUGCUGGAACAAAUUUGACAGAUCUUAUGGAGUUGUUUAAGACAAUAUCAUGGGAACGAGAAGAAUUUUCCUACUUACAGAAAUUAUAUGAACAUUUAGAUUUAGUUGCCCACAUUCCUGUUCGAAACAUUGGAACUGUAGCUGGUAAUUUGAUGCUGAAACACAGGUUACCAACUUUUUCUUCAGAUAUAUUCUUAUUGUUGGAAUCAAUCAUGCCAAGAGCACAAAACGCCCAUGCUCAAGUAAAUGGAGCUUUUUUAUACCAAUUCCGUGCAAAUGAUGACAUAAUAUCAACAGCACGUAUCGUAAUCACCGGUUUGUCAGGAAAGUUUGUUCAUGCUAAGAACACCGAAGAAUUUCUCGUUCACAAAAAUAUUUUUACCAAUGAAGUACUGCAAGCAGCUCUUAAGAUUUUGGAUAAAGAAUUGAUUGUUGAAGAGAUACCAGGUGAUUUGUCUCCGGAAUAUAGAAGAAAAUGUGCACUUGGUCUGUUUUAUAAGAGCUUACUAACAUUGAUUCCUAAAGAAAAACUAAACCAUCGCUAUCUCUCUGGAGCAAGAGACUUACGAAAGACUCGACCGGUAUCACAUGGAACUGAAGUAUAUGACACCAACCCUGCUAUCUGGCCUAUCACGGAACCUAUGCCCAAAGUAGAGGCACUCAUACAAACUUCUGGUGAGGCUAAGUACAUCAACGACUUACCAACACAACCAAAUGAAGUGUUUUGUGCAUUUGUCACGUCAGAUAUAUGCACAGGCGAAAUUUUAGAAAUUGAUCCUACUCCGGCAUUGAAAAUUCCGGGUGUACUCGCAUUUUUUUCUGCAAAAGACAUUCCUGGAGUAAAUUCUUUUACAUUUCCUGUGAAAGUAGUAGGCUCCGGAAUAGUUUUGGAAGAAAUAUUCGCUGAUGGCAUAGUUAAAUAUUAUGAUCAACCGAUAGGUAUUAUAGUUGCCGAAACUGAGAAAAUGGCUAAUAGAGCGGCUCUGCUUGUACGCAUCAAGUACAAAAAAGACAAAGAUGUACCCAUACUGACUAUUGAUGAAGUUAAAGCGAAAGACCCAAGCCGUAUAACUGUAUUUUUGACAUACCCUGCAAGAGACCGAGGUGUAAAUGUACAAAAAGUAAUCAAGGGCUCUGACAACAUCUUUCAACAAUAUCAUUACACCAUGGAAACCCUUACUUGUGUAGCGCGACCUAGUGAUUUCGGUUUAGAUGUUUUUGCAUCUACGCAAUGGCCAGAUUUGACUCAAGUUGGUAUUUCAACUGUUCUUAAUGUUGAACAAAAUCGGAUCAAUCUAGAAGUUUUUAGAUGUGGAGGUUCUUACGGCAACAGAAUAUCUCGUGCAAGUCAUAUCGCGGCUGCGUGCUCUCUAGCCUCCUACUUAACGAACCGACCAUGUCGUUUCGUUAUGAGCAUCCAAUCGAACAUCAGAUGCGAUGGCACUACACUGGAUAUAACGCAACCACAGAUACUGCCUCCAAUACAUAUGUUCGAGCACCAGGUAAGGUUCUAUAUAUUGAUAUAUCUACUAUACAAACAAAUAAAUACAGUUAUACUUAAUCACUUAGGAGGAAGUUUUGAAGCUGUAGUUAUGACUGAGCAGAUAAUGGAACAUAUAGCUUAUUCGCUUAACUUAGAUCCGAUAAAAGUGCGUUUACAAAACUUGGAUCCACAAAGAACUGAGAUUACAGAAAUGGUUGAGACUUUAAUAAAAGAUAGCAAUUAUAACAAACGCAAAGAAGAAGUUGAAAAGUUUAAUAAAUUAAAUAGAUGGAAGAAGCGAGGCUUAAGAGUUGCUUUCAUGAGCUGGCCGGUUGCAGCUAUCGUCGAUUAUCCUGUCUUACUAACGGUCCAUCAUGGAGAUGCUACAGUCACAGUAUGCCAUGCUGGGGUAGAAUUUGGACAAGGAAUCAAUACAAAAGUUAUACAAGCAGUUGCGUAUACGCUUAACAUAUCCAUUUCAAAAGUUAAGGUGAAGUCAACAGAUUGUGUCACAACUCCGAAUCCUUUCAUAACAGGUGGAAGUCGUACAACUGAAGCCGUUUGCUUUGGAGCCAUCAAAUGUUGCCAGUUACUUCUGGAUAGACUGAGUGUUGUAAGAGAGGAAUUAAAUAAUGCUACGUGGGAGGAGCUGAUAGAAGCUGCACACAAUAGGGGCAUAGGCCUUCAGACUAAUUACAGAACUACUGCUAACGAUCAAAUGACGUAUCGAGUUGGUGGAGUAGCAUUUGCGGAAGUGGAAUUAGAUGUCUUGACGGGAGAACAUGACGUUCUUAGGGUAGACCUGAUCGAUGAUGUUGGGCUUAGUUUAAAUCCGGAGCUGGAUAUUGGACAGAUCGAAGGUGCUUUUACAAUGGGCCUAGGUUUUUGGACUUGUGAACACUUUAUAUUUGACAAAAAAACAGGAGAAAUCCUAACUGACCGCACUUGGAACUACCACGUUCCGCUUGCUAAGGACAUACCGAUAGAUUUCAGAGUACAACUUCGGAGGAACUCUUAUAAUCCUAUUGGAACUCUUGGUGCUAAAGGUAUAACGGAACCUCCUAUAUGUUUGUCAGUUAGCGUUGCAUUUGCCUUAAGAGAGGCUAUAGCGUCUUCCAGAGAGGAAAGCGGCUACCCCCGCACCGAAUGGUUCAAUGUUGGUAAGCAUUUAUAA